Messenger RNA from Corticium candelabrum, 2880 nucleotides. RefSeq names its product protein aardvark-like. The transcript is spliced from 11 exons. The record is from RefSeq and is a predicted model, not a curated record. Gene Ontology annotation, molecular function: protein binding. Bases 1267 to 2865 code for a protein of 532 amino acids. NCBI's taxonomy places the organism in Eukaryota, Metazoa, Porifera, Homoscleromorpha, Homosclerophorida, Plakinidae.
CAGUACGUCGAAGAUCGAGGAAUAGGGGCGGAUGGACGCGCUAAGAAGGAAGGCGUUUCAGCUCUCCUUGGAGCUAUGAGCCAUUUUGCAGACAGCUUGGAAUUGCAAGUAGCCGGCUGCAAGAUAGUAGCUACACGUAACAAUCUCUGUAAAGUGUUCUUUUAUUUUUAUUAUUGUGACCUGGGAAAUCGCUCACCAAUACUAUGCUGUUUGUAUCAACUGCCGUACUGUAGGCGAAGGCGGUCAUGAGUUAAUGGUUGCUAGUGAGACUGUCAUCAACGCUUUGAAAGCAUUCUCAACAGAAGAAAACCUAGCAGACUGGGCCCUUGCAGCUAUUGGCAAAUUGCUAGCCGGUAAGACGAACGUCCCGUAUUCGGUAAAACAUGCACGUAGUGGGGCUAUCCGGACACACAUAAUUCUACAAUUGCUUGUAGAGUGUCCGUCUUCUAGGUUGCACGAAAUGCGCAAGAGGCGAGAGGACAUUACCGUAUAUCACGGACAUAACACGUACCAUACUGUAAACAAAAUUUGUUGCAGCUAUGCUGAUGUAGAUAAGUGUUAGCUAAUCACGUUUAAUACGUCGUAUUGCGUACACACGCAUCGGGAAGAAUAGCCAGGUUAUCUUGGACAAUUACGUCACAUUUUCCUGAUAUGGCAUUUGACGUUUGCUGUCGUCUUUGCGGACUCGAAUAGAAAGGUCCAUAAAACUGGUACUUCCUAUUACGCAUGUGGCAUCUACAUGAUCUGUUUGCUUUUCUGUUGCGGUAUAGUAAAGGUAUGUCAGCUGUGGAUUUCGUACAAAUGACUGGACGGAAACGCACGUGUAUUGGUACAAUGCAUUUGGUUUGUCUCCUAGCUGCCAAGAUGCCAUGGAGAUAUUAUGUUGUCUAGACAAGACUGCUAAAAAUAGGCAGAUUGCCUACUGUGCAACUCUAACUAAACUCUAGUUGGUUUGUCUUACGAAAACUUAGUUUUUAGUACGUAUAGUGGUGCAAGAGAACCGGCGUAAAUGGUCAGUGCACCUUCAAACAGAACUAACCAGCGAGCUGCGUAGAUAGGCUGCCUGGAUAACUCUAGCUAGAGACCACAGAGAGAAAAGAAUCACGAAUAAGCGGCAGUAUAGACUGUGCGUCUUGUGACAGUUUACUUUGUUAGCGAUCAUGAUUCGACUUCACUGCAUUCGGUACAUGAAUUAGGCAGCUGCUAAAGGCACGCAAUGCACGUGUACAUUCAACACCACUGCGGUGAUUGAAUGACUCAGUGGAAAUGGAGAAGUCUCGAAUUUCGUGUCGCAGUACUCUAGCUGUAGCACGCCGCUGUCUAUCUCAGUCAUCACAGUUUGACAUUGAAAUGAUUGUGAGUGGAAAGCGACGCGGUAGCUUGUCUUUGUUGGCUAUCAGUUCGGACCCUGCCGAGGUUGUCAUGUCCCGACACGUCAAGCCAAAGCAUCCUCUCAUGAAAAGCAACUCGAUGCCGUUUGUGCUGAACAAGAGGUCGAUCUACACAAAGAAACGAAAGGGAUUUUUCUCUCCGUUGAAGAAUGACCUUCAGCCUACUUCAGGUGAACGUAUAGCGGCAAUAGGAGGUGUCGGCCUAGUGAUGGGUGUGACGAACACGUUCAGAGAUAAACCAGGUAUCCAGGCGCGGGCGUGCAACACCAUGGGUCAUUUGGCCGCUUCAGAAGAGUUAGCUCGAGUUGUGGCAGCUGCGGGUGGAGUGCAGUCAUCUAUGGCUGCCAUGAAGGAGUUUCCAGAAGAUGUAGCAGUGCAGAAGAAUGGCUGUCAUGCUCUAGCAAAUAUGGCAGUGGAAGAAUCAGUUGCCACUGAUGUCAUUGCCAAAGGCGGGCUCUCACUUAUUUUGUCUGCUAUGGCAAAAUAUGCUGAUGAUUCUGAGCUGCAAGACAGUGCUUGUCGUGUUCUGGGCAGCCUAGCUGCUUGUGAUGAGGUCUGCAGGCAAGUUGGCCAGGCAGGAUGUAUAGCAGCUGUCAUGGAUGCCAUGAAAGCCCAUAAGGAGAGUGUAGGUGUGCAGGAGUGUGGUUGUUGGGCUCUCGUUUCACUUUCUGAAGACUAUGAUAAUUGUUAUGAUUUGCGUCAAGCUGGAGCACUUGAUGUAGCAUUGUAUGCUAUGGAAAUGUUCUACACUGGAGAAGCUCUUCAGGAAUAUUGCUGUAGAAUGUUGGCAAACAUGGCAGCAGCGGAUGAUUUUGAUGUCAACCUGGCAAGUGAGAAGGUUGUUGAGGCAUUGCUUGGUGCCAUGGAAAGAUAUACCAAAAACUUGGAGAUACAGGAACAUGCAUUGUUUACUCUUGGAAAAGUCAUUUUGGAAUCAGAUGCUGUUGUACAGCCUGUGCUUAAGAAUGAUGGUGUUCAUCUUGUAUCAGAAGCACUGAAGGCAUUCCACACUAACAUUAACGUUCAAAGAGGAGGGUGUCGUGCACUUGGAGCUUUAGCGAUGCAUGAGGAUGCUAAAGAUGAAAUCAUAAUUGGUGGUGGAUUGGAUAUUAUUUUGUCAGUAAUAAAACAAGAAGAAAUGGAAGAAAAUGAAGUUGUUUUGAUGAUCUGUUGCAAUGCAUUGGCUAGUCUAGUUGAUACAGAAGAUGUGAAAGUGAAGGUGAAAGUGUGUGAAGAGGGUGGUCUGUCUAGAAUAAUUCAUGCCAUACAAACGUACCCUGAUGAUCCAGAGUUAUGUGAAUGUGUUUGUCGAGCUAUUAGUUCUUUAGCUGGAUGUAAUGAAGUGAUUGAAAAUGUUCGAGCUGCUGGAGCAUUUCAACAAGUGUUGGUUGCAAUGGAGAAACAUCCAGACAAUCCUGAAGUGCAGGAAUCUGCAGUUCAUGCUCUCCGGUACGCUGUCUGUUUCAUCCUUUAAAUAACAGCUGUCAUU